Canariomyces notabilis is the source of this 282-nucleotide messenger RNA. RefSeq lists its product as uncharacterized. The transcript is spliced from 4 exons. Lineage: Eukaryota; Fungi; Ascomycota; Sordariomycetes; Sordariales; Chaetomiaceae. The record is from RefSeq and is a predicted model, not a curated record. The coding region runs from base 1 to 282 and encodes 93 amino acids.
AUGGCAUGGGCCCGUGUAUUGUGGGCUAUAUACUUGAGCCUUGAGGACGUCAUCGUCCAGCAGAUCCUCCGCAUUCCGGCCUUCCAUCGUGGCGUUCGUCGGAUACACAGGACCGUUGAAGAUCUCCGCCAUGGCCGAGAUCCAAGCGAGCCGUUGCGGCAGGGCGAGGCCACAGCUGAGCCGAAUCGCGCAGAAGGCUUCUUGAAGCACUUCAUCGAGGAACUCCGAAACCAAGCCCGCGGUCGAUGGGAUGACGUUCCUCCGCCUCCGCCAAAGCGUUGA